Messenger RNA from Oreochromis niloticus (Nile tilapia), 526 nucleotides. Its product is annotated as histone H2A-like. The coding region runs from base 1 to 477 and encodes 158 amino acids. NCBI's taxonomy places the organism in Eukaryota, Metazoa, Chordata, Actinopteri, Cichliformes, Cichlidae. The transcript has a single exon. The record is from RefSeq and is a predicted model, not a curated record. Gene Ontology annotation, molecular function: DNA binding; protein heterodimerization activity; structural constituent of chromatin. Gene Ontology annotation, cellular component: nucleosome.
AUGAGCGAUCAGGAAGAGGCCGAUGGCGUCAAUAUAAAGCGAGACUCUGCUGCUACACGGUAUCCUGUUUCUCUUUGGCGAACGGAAGAAGAUCUAAGCAUGUCUGGACGUGGUGGCAAAAGCGGCAAAGCUAGAGCUAAGGCGAAGUCUCGCUCCUCACGCGCCGGUCUUCAAUUCCCUGUUGGUCGUGUUCAUAGGCUGCUGAGGAAGGGGAACUACGCAGAGCGCGUCGGUGCUGGAGCCCCAGUGUAUCUAGCGGCUGUGCUCGAGUAUCUGACCGCUGAGAUCCUAGAGCUAGCAGGAAACGCUGCCCGCGACAACAAGAAGACUAGGAUCAUUCCUCGUCACCUACAGCUGGCUGUCCGCAACGAUGAGGAGCUGAAUAAACUGUUGGGUGGAGUGACUAUCGCUCAGGGUGGUGUGCUACCCAACAUCCAGGCCGUGCUGCUUCCUAAGAAAACCGAAAAAGCGAAGUAAAGCUUCAGUAUUACAUGAAACGGCUCUUUUAAGAGCCACCCACUCAAAC